Molecule: messenger RNA, 1955 nt
Organism: Lotus japonicus
Lineage: Eukaryota; Viridiplantae; Streptophyta; Magnoliopsida; Fabales; Fabaceae
Product: ACT domain-containing protein ACR3-like
Exons: 9
Coding region: 319-1668 (449 amino acids)
Source: RefSeq, a predicted model, not a curated record
UAUUGACUUGUAAUGGAAUUGGAUUGUGAGCACCACUUGCAGCAAGGGUUUUAUAUAUUUCUUUUUUGCGCGCAGAGAGAGAGAGACAGAGGAGAAGAAAAGAGAUUUGAAUUGAGUGGUAUUCCAACGUCGAAAGCACAGAGGAGACAGAACACCAAGAACUGGUGUGUGUGUCCAUUGAUAUGAGAAAUUGGGUGCUGCAAUUAAUUCAGUUUUGCGGCGGCUGGUGUUGUUGGAAGAAUAUAGGAACAACUUCUUUCGUGUAAUCAUCUAAUCAAGGAAUAACAAGGCACCUCAUUGACUGCAGAAGUUGUUUAAAUGGCUAGAGUUUGCUGGCCAUAUUUUGAUCCUGAGUAUGAGAACUUCAGCAACAAAAUCAAUCCUCCAAGGGUCUCAGUGGACAAUGAUAGUUGUCGUGAUUGUACGUUGAUCAAGGUUGAUAGUGUCAACAAACCGGGAAUUCUGCUCGAACUGGUUCAAAUCUUGACAGAUCUUGACUUCAUUAUUACCAAAGCUUACAUAUCUUCUGAUGGGGGAUGGUUUAUGGAUGUAUUUCAUGUCACGGACCAGCAAGGAAAAAAGAUAACAGAUAGCAAAACCAUUGACUUCAUUGAAAAGGUUCUAGGACCAAAGAGCAAGAGCACAACAGAAGGGGUGAAGAAUUGGCCAGGGGAACGAGUCGGAGUGCAUUCUGUUGGUGACCACACAGCCAUUGAGCUCAUCGGCAGAGACCGCCCCGGUCUCUUAUCUGAGAUCUCAGCUGUCAUUGCCAACCUCAACUUCAAUGUGCUUGCAGCUGAAGUUUGGACUCAUAAUAGCCGAAUUGCUUGCGUCCUUUAUGUCAACGAUGUUACAGCACAAUCCAUGUGUGAUCCAAACAGGUUAUCACUCAUGGAGGAACAGCUCAACAACAUCCUACGAGGGUGUGAUGAGGAUGGUGAGAGUGUUUCAAGGACCAGCUUGUCCAUGGGAUUCACCCACAUGGACAGGCGGCUUCACCAAAUGUUGUCAGCGGAUCGGGAUUAUGAGAGUUCUGGAGCAAUAUCAGGUGUUGAUGUUACUCCCUCUUUCAGGCCUAAAAUCUCAAUAGUAGGUUGUGAGGAGAAAGGGUAUUCUGUGGUUAGUGUCAGGUGCAAAGAUAGGGCAAAGCUCAUGUUUGACAUUGUUUGCACUCUUACUGAUAUGCAGUAUGCUGUCUUCCAUGCCACAAUACUAUCAGAGGGCCCUUAUGCAUCCCAGGAGUACUUUAUUCGGCAUAUGGACGGAUGCACGCUUGAUACCGAAGGAGAGAAAGAAAGGGUCAUCAAAUGCAUUGAAGCUGCUAUUCGAAGAAGAGUAAGCGAGGGAGUGAGCCUUGAGCUAUGUGCAAAGGAUAGAGUGGGGUUGCUAUCCGAUGUAACAAGGAUUCUCCGAGAGAAUGGCCUAACGGUUUGCAGGGCAGGUAUAUCAACAAGAGGGGAGCAAGCCCUGAAUGUGUUCUAUGUGAGGGAUGCGUCGGGGAAGCCGGUGGAUAUGAAGACCAUGGAAGUGCUUCGAAAAGAAAUAGGGAAGACAAUGAUGGUGGAUGUGAAGAGAGUGCCAAGCAAUGACAAAGUACCAGAAGAGACAAGAGAAUGGGCUAAAACCAGCUUCUUCUUUGGUAAAUUGUUGGAAAGGUUCUUGACUUAGAGAACUAUGAUGAUAAUCAUGCCAUGCAUCUUUGUGGUUGCUUUGUGAAAGUCACUUCACAAUGUAUAGAAGAAGAAGAAUAAAGUUGUGGUUGUGUCUCAAACAUGGGGCAAUGCUAGGACUUUGAUGAUCCUUUCUUAUUAGAACAAUGUUUGUUGUUUAUAUUCCACCUUUCAUAGCUUCCCCUUCUCUCAUGUAUCCUAUUUCUAUUUUCUGACCCUUUCAUUGAUUGUGAAGUUUCUUAUAUGUCAAUAGAAUGGUAGAAAGCGAAAAAAGUACGUUAGAUC